AUGGCAGUUUAUAUUGAGACAGAAGAGUCAAAGCUAGAUUUUAAUAAUUCGAAUACAGAAAUAGACACUGCUUUACAAAGCCGUGAUAUCAAAGAUUUAAUUGAGGAGUAUUCUUCUGUUGAACACUUACAGUAUAUUUUAUAUAAAUAUGCAUCUUAUCUUGAUGAAGACAUUCUUCUUAGAUUAUUAAAACACAGAGACACAUACAUUUCUUAUAAGUCUUUUAGUUUAUUAACAGAACUGUAUAAGAAGUGUAAACAUAAAAAAGAAUAUAUUAUAUUUUUUAACUACAUGAUAAUGGAAGAUUCUACUUAUGAAGAAAAGAAUCAACUUCUAAGUUUAUUUGUUACUUUUAUUUCUUGUAAAUCUGUAAAAACAUUCAAUCUUGAAGAUCGUAAAUUAGAAGUAAUAAACGAUGAAAGACUUAUUAGUAAUUUACAGAAGUUAAUUACAGUUAGAGAAUUGCAGUAUAAUAUUUUAUUAUUUCUGUAUGUGUAUUCCUUUUCAGAAUGUUAUGUUGAAAAGGUGUGUACAUUUCUUAAAUUAUUGAUUUUUAUAUUAAAAGACAGGAGUAGAGAGAAAAUAUUAAGAAUAUGUUAUUUUAUUUUAGUUAAUAUUCUUAACUCUGCUUGUAAACUUAGUAUUAAUCAAAUUUAUGAAUUGAGAAAAAUAACAAAUAAUUUAUGCGAGUCAAAUAUCAGCGAUGAGGCGCUAACAGAAAGUUUGAAAAAUGCGCAUAAAAUUUUAGAAAAAAAACAUAACGAGUACACUAUAGAAAAUUAUGUUACAGAUUUAUUUAAAGGGAUUCUAGAAGACCAUGAUUAUCACUAUGAUGAAGUAUUUUGGUCUUCUGGCUAUCCACGUAUCUCUAAAAAUAUAGUAGACAUUAUAAAAUUACUUAAAAAAUAUUUAAAAUCUCAUAACAGUAGUUGGAUCUGUUUAGCUUGUAAUGAUAUUUACAUGCUUGUAAAAUCUAAUCCACAGGUUCAUAAUCUUAUAUCUAAGCAUAAAGUUAGAGAUGUCUUGUACGAAUUAACAAAAAGUGAAAAUGAUGAAAUACGCUUUAAAGCCAUACAAGCACUUUAUGCUUCUAUUUUUAGUGAGUGGAAUUAA
Vairimorpha ceranae is the source of this 1113-nucleotide messenger RNA. Its product is annotated as vacuolar h+-atpase v1 sector subunit h. NCBI's taxonomy places the organism in Eukaryota, Fungi, Microsporidia, Nosematidae. Gene Ontology annotation, biological process: proton transmembrane transport. Gene Ontology annotation, cellular component: vacuolar proton-transporting V-type ATPase, V1 domain. Bases 1 to 1113 code for a protein of 370 amino acids. The record is from RefSeq and is a predicted model, not a curated record. Gene Ontology annotation, molecular function: proton-transporting ATPase activity, rotational mechanism. The transcript has a single exon.